Caenorhabditis angaria is the source of this 1163-nucleotide messenger RNA. NCBI's taxonomy places the organism in Eukaryota, Metazoa, Nematoda, Chromadorea, Rhabditida, Rhabditidae. The record is from the annotation of a GenBank genome assembly.
AUGAAAAUACCCUUGGCUACUGUAACAGCUGAAUAUAUCGGAUUCAUCGUUGCGUUUUUCGCAAACAUUAUCUUGAUAUUCCUAAUUGUCACUCAAACACGCCAAAACUUCGGGGCUUAUAAGAACUUGAUGUUAUGGUUUGCCGCGUUUUCGCUUUGGUAUUCUUUCAUUGAUAUUUUAACUCAACCCGGUAUGCAUUCAUAUAAAAACAGUUACAUAGUUUUCUGCGCAAGUUGGUUUAAAUAUCAUCAAACUUUGGCACCUAUCAUUAUUUGUAAGUGAUAGAAAACGGAACAUGCUUUUGAAAAAAAAACAGGUUUUAGCAUCAUACUGUACUUCAUACGGUCUCACGUUGGUUCUUCUUGCAAUUCAUUUCAUUUACCGUUAUAUUGCAAUGAGUCGUCCGAAUGAAAUUCGUUAAUUCAAAUAUCCACUCGCCUUUAUUUGGCCUACCAUUUUCAUAAUUAUUGCAGUAUUUUGGUGGUGUAAUGUUUAUUUCCUUUUGGGAAGUAAUGAAGUUAUUGAUGAAUAUGUGCAAGAAAGUAUCAAAGAAUACUAUGAGGAUGAUAUCAAACAAUUAUCAUAUAUUGGUCCUCUUUAUUAUGUAAGUUUAAGAUGAUUUAUCAAACAUUCAAAAAAAUCAGCGAGUAUUUUUGCAGAUUAUUACUCCUGAAGGAAAACUUGAAUUGCAAUGGAAAAGUUGUGUUGGAAUGGCAAAUGUUUAUACAAUUGCAAUAACUACUUUUGUACUGAUAACAUCUUUGGGUUUGGCGAUUUACAAGAAAAUGCAAAGUGUGCAAUCUUUGAUUGCUCCAAAAACCAGAGAACUUCAAAAACAACUUUUCCAUGCUUUGACAGUUCAAACAAUUGUCCCAAUUAUUUUCAUGUACAGCCCUACAACUAUUCUAUUUAUUGCACCAAUUUUUGGUGUUGAAUUGGGAAGUAUGGCUAAUAUGACAUCGAUCUGCCUCGCACUAUAUCCAGCUUUAGAUCCUCUCGUUGUCAUGUAUUUUAUUCGUGAUUAUCGAAAAUACAUCUUGAGUUUGUGUAUCUCUAAAAAUUCUAAUUUCAAGUGAUAAUUUUCAGAACGUAUCAAACUUUCCAACAAUGUUUCAUCAACUCGAAUUGUGUCAAUUUCAACGAAAACCGAUGUAGUUAUCUAA